This is a messenger RNA of Monomorium pharaonis (pharaoh ant), 3572 nucleotides long. Its product is annotated as alpha-tubulin N-acetyltransferase. Gene Ontology annotation, molecular function: tubulin N-acetyltransferase activity. Lineage: Eukaryota; Metazoa; Arthropoda; Insecta; Hymenoptera; Formicidae. Gene Ontology annotation, cellular component: microtubule. The transcript is spliced from 8 exons. The record is from RefSeq and is a predicted model, not a curated record. Bases 755 to 1858 code for a protein of 367 amino acids. Gene Ontology annotation, biological process: alpha-tubulin acetylation.
AGCCGCCAAGUGAGCGUGAGUUUGUGGCUGGCGUGGUUUUGCUCGAGAAGCGAUCGAUUCCACAGAGCUGCGCUCGUUUUCUCUCGCUUUCCUCGCACGGAGCGUAUUGUCGGACGCGUGGCUGUGUAGAGACGGUGAGAGGCGGUGAAUCGAUCAUCCUCCCUCAUUUUGCUGAGUAACUUCAGUACGAGACAAAUUAAGUUCGGAACGUAAGAUGAUUGGAAGAUAGAGUGAGAAGAGAACGGGACGGACGGUAGCUGUGUAAGGUGCACCCACGUGAUGAUUGGUGGUGCCGCGCGAAGGUGUCGAUUCGAUACGAAGUGAGAGCGAGAUUCUGCGUCAGUGAUAGGAGCUCGUAGCACAGGAGCGCGCGUGAGAGAGAGAGAGAAAGAAAGAGUGACAGGAGAAGAGAGGAAAGGAAAAGAGAAAGAGAGAAAGAGAACGAGAGGGAGAGAGAGAGAAAGGGACCGAUCGAUGUUCACGUGACAAUCAACAACGAAGUGAAGUUGCCGCGAAAGGGUGCGCGAACAACGGCCAUAUUCAAGGCGAGUCCUGCCGUCGCCCUGUCGCAACGUCGUCCCCCCCACCCCUUCCCCCGGGUAGGCGCAGGGUCGCAAAAACAGUCCCAAGAUCAGCCACCGGAACAAGUAAAAGAGGGCGAGGUGGUACGAAGACGACGUGAACGAGGAAGAGCCACGGCCUGAGGAGUGACGAGCAGUGACAGCGGCGGCCCCGCCAUCAUCAUCUCGUCGAGAUGGAGUUCAAGUUCAACGUAAAUAAACUCCUGCCCAGAAAGAUCAACAAGGUCACGCACAACCUGGUGCCGGAAGACUUCAGAGGCGAUCGCCGCGAGCUGAACGAAUGUCAGAGACUGUUGAGCAGAAUAUUAGACGAUAUGGGCGAGGCAUCGGCAAGAGCUCAAGGACUCAACAAACCUAUUACUAGCGCCCUUAAACUUCGGGAUACGGAUCACACGAUUUAUUUGCUCGUAGAUAAUGAGGCAAACCAUGGACUCGGUAGUGUAGUGGGAUUACUAAAAACGGGAUCGAAAAAUUUAUUUCUGUUCGACGAAAUGGGAGAACAUUAUCAACUUCAAGCAAGAUGCAUCCUGGAUUUCUAUGUGCACGAGUCGCGACAACGUAUGGGCCUGGGCAAUAUUCUUUAUCAGCAUAUGUUAUCUGAGGAGAACAUUAAACCAGUGAAAUUGGCGAUUGAUCGACCAUCGGAGAAAUUUUUAGCUUUUCUACGCAAAUACUACGGAUUGUCGAAAAUUAUCCCACAGAAUAAUAAAUUUGUCGUUUUUGAAGGAUUCUUCGAUGACGAGAGUCGAGAUGUGAGGAGUAACAGAUACAGCUUACCUCCAAGAAUGAGUUUGGAUGACGGCAGUAUACCGGGCAGUAACGAUAAUAACGGAAGGAACGGUGCUAGUCUCAACGGGGUACCGUACGUGGCAUCCGUUUCGCGUAGCUCAUUCGGUAGAUACGCUGCGGCGCGACCGCCCUGCUCUAUGGCAAGUAUAAUCCAUAACACAGCGAUGCUUGGUCAAUCUGCCGAGCAUACCGGCAACGAUGACAGCGGCAAUACGUCGCCGCCUCUACCACUGAAACCGCCGGAGCGGCCGCGUUCCCUGAGUCUCUACUCCGAGGAGGAACAAAAGCAACGUAGCCUCGAGAUGAACACGGUCCCGACGCCCGUUGUGCCGGAUAAUCAAACCAAGCCUUUCGUCCCUGUUCUGCUAGAGGCCGAAAAAACGGAGAAAAAUAUGAAACCUUCGCCGUCGUGCGGCCAGGAAGUGGCCACCGGCACCAAUCAGCACGGUCAUUUGGAUCUCAAGUUUUAUCAUUCACCCUUGUGGUGAAACGAUCUGGCUGAUACGUAGUUACCUUCCUCGUUUUUUUAAGAGGAAUAGAACAGAGCGGAUUAUCUGAGUUAAUGUCAAACUUUAAUUUUCGUUUUCUAUCUCUGUAGACAAGUUAAAAAUUAAAAAACUUAGGAAAGAAAAGUACCUAGUCACUAUUAAUUCAUAGUUGAAGAAUUGUAAACGUAGACAAAUUUUAUAACUUUUUUUCUACUUCUUUAUAUCUCUAAUAUUAUAGCAGAGAUUUCAAUUUUUUUGUUGUUGUAAGAUUGCGGCGACAUAUCGUAAAUUGUGCAAGCGGAAUCUAACAAAUCUAACAAAAGUAAGACCACAUCAAUGUUUACGUUAAAUAAUAGUGUUAUAUUUAAUUUCUUACUGUCAUUUUAUUACUUUGAUAUAAAAAAAUAGAUGUGUUGCAGGAAAAAUCUAAAAAAAUUUUAAAUAAAGCUAUUGGAAAGAAAAAGAAUCCUACAUCUUACGAUUUACCGAAAAUUAAGAAAGUGUUUUUAUAAAUUUUUCUUUCUAAAAUAAAAAAUUUAUUUUAAAUUUAUUCAUUUUGCAUGUAUAUCAGAAUUUAUUGUAUACGACAGACGAAUUGUAUACGUAUAUAUUCAUAUCCUUGUUCAAGAAUUAAAUCAACAAGUAUCAUGCACUUAAAAAGUUUAGUACCGAAUUGAUCAAUUGCAUUAUCUAUUCACAAAUAAAAACGAUAUUACGGAAAGUUUAAAAUAUAUAUUUUAUCGUAAAAAAAUCUCAAUAUGCAACUUUUGUUUUUGAGAUGAGAUAAACAAUAGUUAUUACAAAUUUUUUGUCUUUGCUCUUAUGAAACUUGGCAUCUGCGUUUUUUUAUUUAUAGCAGAAUACUGCGUGCGUAUAUAUUGUUUGUGUAUGUGUGUGUGUUUCGGCAAUUCUGAUAUAUAAUUUUUCGUAUUCAGUAAUAAUUUUAUAAAUUGCCUAUUAAUAUAAUUUAUUUGUGUAUUUAAUAAGGAAAAAAAAACGAAAAACGCGUAGUGCUUUUUCCGUAUUUUAUCUUUGAAUUUGACGAUCGAUUGAUAUAUGCACGUAACGUAUAAGAAAUAAUGAAAACCGCUUGUACAUUUGUACACGAAUUCAUGUAGACACCCCUAGAAACGCAUGAUAAUUAGUUUAGGCAUCACAUAUUGGAAACGUAUAAGUAGACUUGAGACAAACUCAUAGUAUCUUGGCAAAUGUUUUUUCAUUAUUAGUUAAAGACUGUUCAUGUAAAAUCGUACCAAUAUCAUCAUAGAUUAUCACGUGUAGAUGUAUAGACAUCAAGAUGGUCAUUAACAUUUCAGGAUGUACAAUCCGAGUAGCGGGGCAUUCUGCAGAGACUAUAAGGACUACAGUUAAAGAAAUGGAUCGAUAUCAAUAAUAUUAAUAAAUUAUUUGCUCUAAGCUAUCAUUGUCAACGCUGAAUGUUAUCGUAACUCGCGAGUCGUUAUCCUACACGUAAUGCGAUAUAGUCUCUGGCUAAUAUGUGAAGUUAUGUAGCUUGGGAAAAAUUGAACAUUCACACAUCUGUCGUUUCAACUAUAAGAAUUUUAUAUAAUCCAUUUGCAGAGAACUAUAUAUGUAAGACGUACUUGUAACGAGAACAAAAAGAAAGAAUUACAAAUACGUGAACAUUAAGGAUAUGAGAAUGUGAUGUGUUUUGUUAAUCAAGAAGAAAAUAAACGUAUAAAGUUACAAAAAU